AUGUCAACGCCGGGACACCCCACGCGCAAUCUGGAAGACUGCCUCAGUAAACUGCUCCUUCACAUCAUGAGCUCUAAAAACGUACCCCCAACGCCAUUACUGUCCGAACAGCAUAAUGGGAUCCCACCGAGGCUAUUCGAAAAGGCGCAGGAGGCCAAGUCCGCCAUCUUCGACAUUGCCACCAAGUCCAAGAAUGAACGAACCAAAGUGGCUUUGCCCCAGGGUAUCAACCAGGCCACGUUCCGUGUUGCAAUUGCAGAGCUCCACGAUCGGCUCGGCGAGGAAUAUGUAGAGUUUGUGACAAGGCUGGAUGAUGGGUGGUAUAUGGAGAAAGAACGAUUAGACCCCAACACCCACGAUGGAAUGCACGUAUCCUCCGAAGAAGACUUCGUCGCCUCCGUCGUCGUAUACCCCGGCAGCACAGAAGAGGUUCAAACAAUCGUCCAAUGGGCCAACCACUACCGCAUCCCCAUCUCCCCGAUCUCCAUCGGCCGAAACUAUGGCUACGGCGGCGCCGCCCCCCGCGUCCGCGGCGCCGUAGUCUUGGACCUCGGCAGACGAAUGAACCGCAUCCUUGACAUCAAUCCGGAUGACUGUACCUGCCUCGUCGAGCCAGGCGUGACCUACUUCGCCCUUUACGAAGAGAUCCGUGCGCGCGGCUACAAGAACCUCUGGAUCGACGUACCCGAUAUUGGCGGGGGCUCGGUUCUGGGAAAUGCACUCGACAGAGGUGUUGGAUAUACACCCUAUGGAGACCAUUGGAUGAUGCAUUGUGGUAUGGAAGUUGUUUUGCCGACGGGUGAAGUGAUUCGGACGGGGAUGGGGGCCUUGCCGGGGAAUAAUAGCUGGCAGCUUUUCCCUUAUGGGUUUGGGCCGACGGCUGAUGGAAUUUUCUCCCAAUCGAAUAUGGGGGUCGUGACGAAGAUGGGAUUUGGAUUGAUGCCGAAUCCUGGAGAUCAUGAGAGCUAUCUUUACACAUUCCCCAAUGACGAAGACCUGAGCCAACUGAUCGAAAUAAUCCGGCCCCUACGCAUCGCCAUGAUCCUCGAAAACGUCGCCCAACUCCGUCACAUCAGCAUGCAAAUCGGUCUAGAAGGCAAACCCCGCAGCUUCUACUACAACGGCCAAGGCCGAGUCCCCGACUCCUACAUCCACGAAGCAGCGCAGCACCUCGCCCACGGCGACUGCUCCUGGCUCUACUACGGCAUGGCAUACGGCCCCAAAGAAAUCCGACAAUACAAACUCGACAUCGUCCACAAAGAAUUCAUGAAAAUCCCCGGCGCAAAACGCAUCGACCCAUCCACCCUCCCGUCAACAGACUACUUCUGGGUCCGCGACCGCAUCGCCUCCGGCAUCCCAGACAUCGAAGAACUGCGCUGGGUGAACUGGCACCCAAACGGCGGACACGUAGCCUUCAGCCCCGUCUCGCCGGUCCGCGGCGCCGACGCAACAGCGCUGUGGGAAAUUGCGCGGAGAAGGUGCGAGGAGUACAAUCUCGACCUCUUCCCCACUUUCUGCGUGGGGCUGCGGGAGAUGCAUCUAAUCGUGGAAAUCGUGUUUAAUCGUGACGAUGUGCGGAUGCGCGAUAAUGCGGGCUUGUCUGCGGGCAAUGAUUGA
This is a messenger RNA of Penicillium argentinense, 1617 nucleotides long. Its product is annotated as FAD-binding oxidoreductase. The transcript is spliced from 6 exons. Gene Ontology annotation, molecular function: FAD binding; D-lactate dehydrogenase (NAD+) activity; D-lactate dehydrogenase (cytochrome) activity. Bases 1 to 1617 code for a protein of 538 amino acids. Gene Ontology annotation, cellular component: mitochondrion. The record is from RefSeq and is a predicted model, not a curated record. Gene Ontology annotation, biological process: lactate catabolic process. Lineage: Eukaryota; Fungi; Ascomycota; Eurotiomycetes; Eurotiales; Aspergillaceae.